UUGGCUGAUGUCACACUGUUUUGUACACUCAGUGUAUAUUCAUAACUCUUUAAAACGUCUGUUUUAAAAAUGUAUAUUUUAUUCGUAUAAGGGUCUUAAUACCAUAAUAAUACCAUAGCCUAAUUAACACUCCUCAAAAACGAAACGAAAGUAAAAGCAUCUUUCCUAUGCCCCAUUCACAUGAUUUGAGUUUCACUUUAUUGUAGGCUGCUCUGCAGGGAUGCGACAAGCAGCGAAAUUUGCUGAUGGCAAUGGAAGAUGUAGAAGCAGAGGAAGAUGUCCAGACUGUGUUGACACAGGAGACACACGAGCUAGCAGACAUUCUGAGCUAUCAAGAUGAUGGCUUUCUCACCAGGUUCUAUGAAAUGAUGGACAUCAGUUCGCGGCAGCGGCUAGUGCAACUUGCGAGCCACAGAGAGCGCAUCCUGGGGUUGUUGAAUUACUUCAGGACUGCAGAACCUGCUAUUUGUCGGCAAUUUCUUCAAAUGGUUUGCAUGCUCUGCGAGAACAUGCCAAUGCUUCUGGAAUCACGGCUGAUGUCUGUGGCCGGGACUGUGACUAAAGAAGUUGUUGAAAACAACAGUCAUACCCUGGUUGAUGAGUAUAUGGCAUCUCAAGAGUGCUGUCUGAAACGCCCACGAAUAGACCACAUAGAAAGUUACAAGGCUGCUGUGAGGAGAUGUCUACUGCAGAGGUGGGAGAGGGUGAUGCAGGGUGUGGUGAAGGUUUCUCUGGAAGAGGCCUGGGUAAGUCUGCGCCACAAAUCCUUGGUUAGACCAAGAGACAGGGCUGAUCGACGGCUGAGCCCACCAGAGCUCCAGGAGGGGGCUGUGGAAGACAGGGUGACCGUUGACUCCCUCCUGGGUUCAGAAGCCCGGGUCACAUUGCUGUUGGGCCAGGCAGGGGCAGGGAAGACGCUACUAAUGCACUGCCUUGGACAGCGCUGGGCUCAGGAUGCCUUCCCCUCCUUUCACCUACUGGUCCUGCUAGAGUUCCGGCAGCUCAAUCUCGUGGCUCGGCCGCUGUCUCUGAAAGAGCUGCUCUUUCGCUUCUUCCUCCCACCAGAGGGUGGGGAGGAGGAGGGUGCUGCUGUUCUUGACUUCAUCCUCCACAACCCUGAGAAAAUAUGCUGGAUCUUUGAUGGCUACGAUGAGUUUCACACUAAAAUCACCCACUCAGGGAGUCUGAGGAGCCCAUUCGACCCACAGUGCCCUCUACCCAUGGCAGAGCUGAUAUCAGGGCUGUGCAGUCGCAGGAUCCUCCCAGGAUGCACCCUAUUGAUUACCUGCAGGCCUCGGGAUGUGACAGAUUUGGAGAGCUCUGUGGACUGCAUUGGGGAGCUGCUAGGCUUCAAUUGGCGCAGUGUGAAAGAAUAUGCUGAACAGUACUUCCAGGACAAGGAUCUGGAUCUAAAGGAGAAGGUAGUCACUCACCUACUGGCCAACCAUCACCUCCUCACCAUGUGUUACCUGCCAGCUCUCUGCCAUACCUGCUGUGUGUGCUUGGAUCACAUAUUCUCCAGAGGUGGGUCUCAGUCCCAGGCUUUGCCCCAACUGCCAACCACCCUCACCCAGGUCUACCUCCAGAUCCUCUGUGCCUUUCUGAGCCGAUGCCCAGGGAGGGUCACACCCUUGUUGCAGAGUCACAGGGCAGAGGUCACACAGCUGAGCUGCAUGGCCAUGAAGGGUCUGGAGGACAGCAGGAUCGUGUUUCUCUCUGAGGAGGUUCCACCAGACCUGUUGGACUUCGUCACCAAGGCUGGUCUCCUCUCACAGGUGGACCUGACCCAUGAGGAUGGGUCUAAAGGCCAGGGUUACACGUUCAUGCACCUCACCAUGCAAGAGUUUAUGGGUGCUCUACAUAUCAUGACCAGCAAGGACAUCACAGAGGCCCAGCUUAGGAAGAAGUUUAACCUCAAGACCCGCUGGACCACAAAAUCAGACCCCAAGACGGUCUUCACUGAUUCCCUCCACCUCUAUGUGUGUGGGCUUGCUGCCCCAGCCUGCUCUCCUUACCUGUUCCAGCUGGUUGUGGGAGCAGGGGCUGUGAGGUGGGUAAAGAAACGCCAAGCUCUGGUUCUCAAAUUGCUCCGGAGUCUGGCAGCGAGCACCAACCUGACUGGGCCCAAGGUAGUGGAGCUGUGCCACUGUAUCCAGGAGACCCAGGAUGCACAGCUGGCCAGGGAGGUGGUGGGGUCACGAUCAUGCUUUGAGCUAAGGAACAUCACGUUGAACCCUGUAGAUCUGGAUUCCCUGGCCUUUGUUGUAUCGUCUGCUGGAGUGGGAAUGGGGCUGGACUUUGGAGCUUGUUCUAUGGAACUAGAGUGUCUAGAUAUUCUACCCAGCUGCCAGCACAUCGACUACCUAAUUUUUCGAAGCCGCAAGUAUGAUGACAGAUUUGCAGAUAAACUGUCUAGCAUCCUCCCCAGACUACCAACCCUGAAAAGAUUUGAGUUUAUCUGUGGUAGUCUCACUGAUGUGGGAGCUGCCAAACUUGCCAGAGCCCUGGAGAGCUGUCCACAGAUCACAGAGCUCAACUUCAGUGACAACAGCCUGACCGACAGAGGAGUCGGGGAGAUCGCUGACCUCAUUCCAAAGCUGCCCAGUCUAGCCUCUAUCUUGCUGGGGAAGAAUGGCUGCUCUCUGGAGAUUAUCUACACCCUUCUAGAGAAGAUGACUUCCUGCCCCUCCAUCCAGGAAGUCUAUACUGAUGGAAUGAAGGACAUCAACGUCCUGUUUUUCCCAAGCUCAGACAUAAAAGGUUCUAAGAAAAACAUUGGACUGACUGUCAGCCUAUUAAACUGCAGUUUGAGUACUGAUCAGAUGACUAGACUGUGUCAGUUGCUAGCGAGAAGUCCUGGCCUCACUCUCCUAGAUCUGUCAGGAGGCCACAUGAAGGCUGGUACUCUCAAGGCCCUGACUGACUCUCUACAGAAGCUGAACGUCUCCAAACAGAUUGUUCUGAAUGACAGCCACAUAUCUGUUGAUGGGCUGAUGAUUCUGACCAGUUUCCUGUCUGUAUGUCCUGAUGUGGUUCAAGUGGACAUCAGGCUGCAAGACCCUGUUCGUGUGUCCAUGUUUUUUUCUAGGGUGAUAGAGAAACACAAGAUUUCUAGGAGACUUUGUCUGACGGGCUGUGCUCUUCGUCCCCCUCACUUGGACCGUCUGUGUGAGAAUCUGAGGGACUGCUCUGCUCUGACUAUGCUGGAUAUUUCCAACAAUGCUUUGGAAAACAAAGGUCUGAAGAAGUUGUUGGACCUCUUGCCUCAGCUUAGCAACAUACAGGAAAUCAAUGUCAGUGAGAAUGCAGUCAGCAUGGAAGGAGUGGUGCAGCUAGCUGGAACCCUGUGCUCACACAGGAACAUGAGUGAAGUGAAUAUCAGUCAUGGGGGGAAUAAGAAGCUGAUUCUGAAAUUCCUCUCCAGUAAAAGAAUACAAUCAACAGGAUUGGAACAGUGUAAGAAACUCAGUCUAACUCACAGUGAUAUCCAUCCCACUGACAUGAACAAGCUGUGUGGAAGACUGGUACAGUGUCCCGGCCUAGUGGAGCUAGAUUUCUCCCAUGGAUCCUUGAAAGACGAUGCUAUUGAAAAUCUAUUGAAGAUCCUGCCUAAGAUGAAAUCUCUUCAGUUGCUUAAUAUGAGCCAUGUCCAGAUGUCUACGGAUGGAGCAUUGUUAUUGGUCAAAUCUCUGAUAGACUGCCAACGUGUCAGAGCUGUGGAACUCCGGCCACAAGGAGAAGCCUUCAUCAAGUUUGUCAACAUGAAUGCAGAACAAGCAACUUGCAGACUCUCUCAGUACACACUGAGCAGUGGGGAUGUGGAGAAACUCUCUGGGAUCCUGGAGCAGUGUCCUCAUCUGUCUGACCUGGAUUUAUCCAGUAACCUUCUGAGAGACGAGGGAGUGAAGAGAUUUGUGGAUUUUCUGCCAAGGCUGCGGAUUGCUAGCUCAGUGAAUCUCGAUGAUAACAGACUCACUCAGGUGGGGGCUCUCUACAUUCUGAACACAGUGACGACCUGUGAAAAAGUGGUUGAAGUGGAAGUCAGUUUGGGAACUGAGAAGAGGUCGCUCAUCCGCUUUGAACAGGACAGUGACUGUGGCAAAACUCUGAGUCUGAGAGAGUGUCAUUUUGGGGCUGACCAUCUGCAGAGACUAGCAGAGAUUCUGAAGAGCUGUGCUGCUCAGUUGGUCAAACUGAGGUUAUCCUGUAACACCAUGCAGAGAGAAGGCCUCUUGGCUCUACAGAACAGCCUGACUACCCUGUCCUCAUUACACACCCUGGAUAUAAGAAACAACGGACUUAAUGUUCAGGUGAUUGAAGAUUUGGUGAAGCAGCUGAGGUGUGGUCAUGUCCAACGCUGUAUCAGUAUUGAGGAGACGUGGAUCACAGCAGAAGCAGCUGUUAACCUGGUCUCCUGCUGCUUGAACCUGAACCCCAACAUACACACGAUCAGGGUAAACCACACCACUGUACACAUUACUUUGGAAAAAUGCACAAAUCACACUCCUACCAGUGGUGAUUCUGCAGACAUGGCUAGCUCUCUGUCUACCGUGACCAUCAGCCUAGUAGGCUGUGCAGUACAAGGGCACCACCUAGUGUCUCUGCAGACUGUGCUCCAGAGAUGCCCUCUGCUGCAGGACCUAGAUUUGUCACACAACAGCAUCGGUAGAGUGGGAGCUGAGUUUCUCUGCUCUGUCCUACCAUCCUUAGUUAGUCUGAGGAAACUCUGUGUUGAAUCAAAAGAAGCAUCUGAAGAUGUGGUAUUGCUCCUUGCCGAGGGGUUGUUGCAGGCUAAAAGCAUUGAGAGCUUGAAUUUUUCUGGUCAUGUGAUCAGUGACAGAGGAGCUGUAGUUCUGACCAGAACACUCCAGAAUCUACCAAAUAUCAGAACAAUCAAUCUGUCCCUGUGCUCUGGUUGGACAGCGGCAGGAGCAUUGGACCUGGUCAACGGGCUUGGACAGUGUCUCUCUCUGGAGGGGAUCAGCCUUGACUCUGCACAGCUGGAUCAAGAGAGCACAGUCUCCUUGGCACAGGGGCUCCAUGCUAUGACCUCCUUGAAGAGGCUAAAUCUGAAUAGGAAAGUAACCAUGGUGACUGGAUCCCCAGGGGAGGAGACCACACUGGUCCUACUGGCCUCUCUGGAGGGGCUCAGAGCAAUGGAGGAGAUUGAGUUGGAGGGGAUGAGGAUGUCAGAUAAAGGAGUGGAGGAGCUUAUCAAACACCUGCCCACCUGGACAGGCCUGAGGAAGAUCAGCCUGUCAGAUAACUAUAUUGGUGACCAAGCAGGAGAGAGGCUGGUCCAGGUCCUGGCUAACUGCACAGAACUGGAGGUACUCCAUCUGUCCAGAAAUAAACUCAGCCUUGCCUGUGCUGCCAAGAUGGGACAAGUUCUGCCCACUCUCACUCACCUCAGGGUUCUAGAUCUCUCAGAGAACCCGAUUGGUAGAGAAGGAUCUGUCAGUAUCUCCAAUGCUCUGAUCUUCAUGAAGUAUUUGACAAAGAUACACUUGACCUCCAUAGGGACUUCAGAGCUCACUGGUCUAGCUGCCAGCUUGGCUUACUGUGUCUGUGCAGAGGAUGUCAGUUUUGCGUGGAAUGGUUGUGGAGAUGAUGUCGCAGUGAAGCUUUCCGAAGUUUUACCACAAUGCCAGAAGCUAAGGAGACUUGAUCUUGAGUCGAACAGCAUCAGCGCUACUGGAGCAGAGGCACUUGCCAGAAGCUUACAGUCUUGUCCGUCGCUUGAAGUAAUCAGACUGUGGAGGAAUAGUAUCUCUACCAGUGAUGCCCAGAGACUGAGACAGAGGGAGAAGAGGCUCAACUUCUUCUCCACAUAGUCUAUGAUCUACUCAUUACAUUUACAUUUUAGUCAUUUAGCAGACGCUCAUUUCAUUUCAUGCAUUUUUUUUGUUUGUUGUACUGGCCCCCCGUGUGAAUCGAACCCACAACCCUGGCGUUGUACACACCAUGCUCUAUCAACUGAGCCACAGGGAAGACCAUGGGCAGCAGAACAGCAGCAAAACAGUCAACUUGCACUUUUAUUUUUAUAAUAGUUUAUGCACUUAGAGACCACAUUUCCUUAAAAUUACAGCAGGUCAUCAAAUCAAAACAAACAAUAAAAUGAUCCUUGUAGGGGGGGCAGUGAACCUUUAUUCCAACCCUGGGAACUGGUCUCUAUCUCUCCUUUUUCCUCUUCCUGGGAAGGUCCGUGUGUCACGAUUGUCGUAAGGAGUGGACCAAGACGCAGCGGGAAAAUGUAUACUCAUCUUCUUUUUUAUUUGAAGAAGGAAAAACAAAAUAAACACGUAUACAAAACAAACGACUCCAAACAGUCCCGUCAGGUGCAACAAACACUAAACCAGGAAAUAACUACCCACAAACCCCCAUAGAACAAACCCCCCUAUAAAUAGGACCUUCAAUCAGAGGCAACGAGAAGCAGCUGCCUCCAAUUGAAGGUCAACCCAAUAAACACCACAUAGAAAUAGACCAACUAGAAAUAACAUAGAAAUACACUAACAUAGAACAUAACCCAAACAACCCCGAAACACCCUAAACAAACACCCCCUGCCACGCCCUGACCAAACUACAAUAACAAACAGCCCCUUUACUGGUCAGGACGUGACACCGUGUGUUGUCUCUAUCCACUCUCAUAUUUAUUUCUGUAUUGAGAUUGAAUCUGGGAUUCAUUGAUUGCUUAAGUUUUGCAGAAUUAUUUAUUUUUCACAUCUGACUAAAAGAGUCAGUGAGACCAAGUCAAUUUGUUCUCUUGAACUGCUGGAUUCUAAUUCUGUCAUUGCUCAUGUUUCAAAUCAAAAUCAAAUCAAAGUUUAUUUGUCACGUGUGCCGAAUACAACAGGUGUAGACCUUACAGUGAAAUGCUUACUUCCAGGCUCUAACCAAUAGUGCAUUUUAUCUGAUUCCUUACACUUGUUGUGUUUUGUCUUGUGUGGCACAUUUCUUGUUUACUUGUUUUUGUAAUGUCCAUUUUGAUGUUUUAUUAUGACAUGCACUGGUCUAAUAAAGUGUGAGACAAGUCUUCUUUUUCAUAUUCUA
Molecule: messenger RNA, 7050 nt
Organism: Salmo salar (Atlantic salmon)
Lineage: Eukaryota; Metazoa; Chordata; Actinopteri; Salmoniformes; Salmonidae
Gene: nlrc5
Product: NLR family, CARD domain containing 5
Biological process (GO): positive regulation of MHC class I biosynthetic process; positive regulation of MHC class II biosynthetic process; positive regulation of transcription by RNA polymerase II
Molecular function (GO): protein binding
Source: RefSeq, a predicted model, not a curated record